GAAUAGCCGGCCGGGUAAUUCUACCGUGUGUCGAUAUCGAUAUUUCCAACGAUAUUUCUCCAAAAUAUCGCGAUGGAAUCGAAAUCGAUUGGAAUAUCGUGGAGACUUGGAUAAACAACGUCACUGGAAAGUGUGAGUGAGAUUGUUGACCGUGUGUUUUUCCGUGGAAAAUCUUGAAUUUUCCCCAUUAGAACCAGCACAAAAAUGUUCUCAUCGAGUGAACUUACCCUCUAUGCAAUUCUCUGUGUCAUCCUCAUUGAGAAUGCCUUUGAAAUCUACCUUUCUCUGCGACAGAUUCGCGUCUACAGGACCUCCCGGACAAUUCCUAAGGAACUGAGCAGCGUCAUCACCGAGGAGACAUUCCACAAAGCACGGGUAUAUGGUCAAGAUAAGGAAGAAUUUGCUGUAUUUCAGGCAAUCAUCACACAACUCCUUAUUGUCCCUCUUGAACUCUAUUUGGGCUUCUUUGCCUUCGUUUGGGCCCUAUCGGAGAACUUUACCGCCAAUGUGGGACUAGAUAGUUCCAGUGAGAUCUACGUGAGUUGCAUGUUUGUUUUGGUGCUCAAUUGCAUCAAUUUCUUCAAGGAUCUCCCCUUCAAAGUUUACAAGACUUUUGUCCUGGAAGCACGUCAUGGAUUCAAUAAACAAACUCCUGGAUUCUUCGUCAAGGAUCAAUUGAAAGGAAUUGCCGUUGCCAGUGUCAUUUCCCUCCCAAUUGUGGCAGCUGUUGUUGCUAUUGUUCAACGUGGCGGGGAAUUCUUUUUUGUCUGGCUGUGGCUCUUUACGAGUGCAGUCACGCUUCUGCUCAUGACAAUCUAUCCCAGUGUAAUAGCGCCCCUUUUUGACAAGUACAAACCCCUCGAUGAAGGUCCCCUGAGGAAGAGUAUUGAAAACCUGGCGGCAUCCCUGAAAUUUCCCCUGGCUCAACUGUACGUCGUUGAGGGAUCCAAGAGAAGCGCCCACAGCAAUGCCUACUUCUAUGGCCUUUGGGGCUCCAAGAGGAUCGUGCUCUUUGACACUCUCCUUCUGAACAAGGGCGCUGCCUCCGAUGAGGGCCUCAAGGAAGAGGAAAAGGGCAAAGGAUGCGAAGAUAGCGAAGUUCUUGCAGUUCUCGGACACGAAUUGGGCCACUGGAAACUCGGACACAUCACCAAAAACCUCAUCAUCAUGCAAGUUCAUCUCUUCCUCCUCUUUGCCGCUUUCGCUUUCCUCUUCCGGACUCCCGUCCUCUACCAAGCUCUUGGCUUCCCUGAAGGUCUGCAACCCAUCCUCAUCGGCCUCCUGGUGGUCUUCACGUACGUCCUGGCACCCUACAACGCCAUCAUCAACUUCGCCAUGACCAUCCUCUCCCGGCGCUUUGAGUACCAGGCAGACGCCUUUGCGCAGAAACUGGGCUUCGCAGCCGAAUUAGGCAAGGCUCUGGUGAAGCUUCACGUGGACAAUCUGGGUUUCCCAGUUUACGAUUGGCUCUACUCCGUCUGGAAUCACUCCCAUCCGACCCUCCUCCAGCGACUGGCACGACUAUCCGGCGACAAGAAGACCAACUGACUUUGUACACUAAACACGAUCUUUAAUUGAAAAUAAAAAUCUAAUACACUUAA
Phlebotomus papatasi is the source of this 1601-nucleotide messenger RNA. Its product is annotated as CAAX prenyl protease 1 homolog. Gene Ontology annotation, biological process: CAAX-box protein processing. NCBI's taxonomy places the organism in Eukaryota, Metazoa, Arthropoda, Insecta, Diptera, Psychodidae. The record is from RefSeq and is a predicted model, not a curated record. The transcript is spliced from 2 exons. Gene Ontology annotation, cellular component: endoplasmic reticulum membrane. The coding region runs from base 205 to 1548 and encodes 447 amino acids. Gene Ontology annotation, molecular function: metalloendopeptidase activity.